GCUUUUACUCACAUGUGAGUCAUUUCGUCCGUGUUGAUGUUGCGACCAACGGUAUUUGUUCCAGUCUGUUAGUGGGUCUGUCUGCGUGUCACUGUGUUAAUUUGCUGUCCUUUCGCUGUGAUUGGCUCUUGCACCGGUGCCUGGAUGCAUCACAAGGAGUGACAUUAUUAGCCCACACAGCCAGAGAGCACACAAACCUUAAAGAUGUCCGGGACCGCAAACACAUCAGCGACUCAGCAGUCCGCGAAAAUGAAAAAGGAAGAAUCAUUCCUCGGCAAAUUAGGAGGAACCCUGGUUAGGAAGAAAAAAUCCAAAGAAGUGAGUGAUCUGCAGGAAGAGGGGAAGAAUGCCAUCAAUGCUCCCAUGCUUCCAACGGGGACGGACAUCCACCCUGAGGAUACACUGUUGGAGGAAAAUGCAGAGAGGAUUAUGCUGGACCCAACAUCGAGGGAAAACCUUAAAUUUAAAGAUCUUUUGAAGGUCUUAAUUGACUGGAUCAACAGUGAGCUGGAGGAGGACAGGAUCAUAGUCAAAGACCUGGAGGAGGACUGCUAUGAUGGACAAGUGCUUCAGAAGUUAUUUGAAAAGUUAUCAGGCAGAAAGCUGAAUGUGGCCGAGGUGACUCAGUCAGAGAUCGGACAGAAACAGAAGCUUCAGACGGUCUUGGAGGCCGUCAAUGAACUGCUGAGGCCUCACGGCUGGACUAUUGAGUGGAGCGUGGACUCGAUCCAUUCAAAGAACCUGGUGGCCAUUGUUUACCUGCUGGUGGCUCUCGCCAUGCACUUCCAGGCUCCCAUCAGACUGCCUGAGCACGUUUCUGUACAGGUGGUCGUAGUCAAGAAGCGAGAGGGCAUCCUGCAGACAGCUCUUGUGACCAAGGAGCUGACUACCACCACAGAAAUGAUGCUGGGAAGGUUUGAGAGAGAUGCAUUCGACACUUUGUUGGAUCACGCACCAGACAAGCUCAAUGUAGUAAAAACGUCUCUCAUUACCUUUGUGAACAAACACCUAAACAAGCUGAACCUGGAGGUUACUGAGCUGGAAUCUCAGUUUGCAGACGGAGUGUACCUGGUUCUGCUGAUGGGUCUGCUUGAGGACUACUUCGUCCCUCUGUACAACUUCUUCCUCACCCCUGAGAGCUUCGAACAGAAGGUUCACAAUGUGGCAUUCGCCUUUGAGCUGAUGCAGGAUGGAGGUCUGAAGAAACCGAAAGCCAGACCAGAAGAUGUCGUCAACCUGAACCUUAAAUCCACCCUGAGAGUCCUCUACAACCUGUUCACCAACUACAAAAACACUGAGUGAAUUUCUCCAGUUUACCCUCCAUAUCCCUCUGAACACUGCCUGAGUGCCUCUGUGGAUAUUUCACAUUACAGUCCGGACACUGGAGGAGCCCAGCUGGGACUGAAAGUCAUCAUAAUGUUGGACUAAAAAGACCCAAGGGAAGCAGCCAGGAAAGGCUCUGAAUGUUAGUAUUUAAUCUUCCCCUUAUGUCAGAAUUUAUUUAUUCCUUCCGUGCAUGUUAACUGCAGCUCAGGAAACUCUGCAACCUUUAGCCUGUAUUUGAACACACAGCUGUCACAGGAAAAAAGUGUUAGGGUGGAAUGUUAAAGCAUUAGAAAAUAUUUAAGAAAGUUAAAAAAUUAUGUGUAUCCAAAAUGGCUUCAUGCAAAUAUUCUUAUUUACUUUAAUUAAAAUAAUAUACUGAAAGAUCA
Messenger RNA from Cheilinus undulatus (humphead wrasse), 1712 nucleotides. It is a transcript of the gene parvb, whose product is annotated as parvin, beta. Gene Ontology annotation, cellular component: focal adhesion; actin cytoskeleton; cytoplasm. The record is from RefSeq and is a predicted model, not a curated record. Gene Ontology annotation, molecular function: actin binding. NCBI's taxonomy places the organism in Eukaryota, Metazoa, Chordata, Actinopteri, Labriformes, Labridae. The transcript is spliced from 13 exons. Bases 205 to 1302 code for a protein of 365 amino acids. Gene Ontology annotation, biological process: establishment or maintenance of cell polarity; substrate adhesion-dependent cell spreading; lamellipodium assembly.